Symsagittifera roscoffensis is the source of this 1261-nucleotide messenger RNA. Its product is annotated as ankyrin repeat domain-containing protein 27-like. Gene Ontology annotation, molecular function: protein binding. The transcript has 4 exons. Bases 98 to 1144 code for a protein of 348 amino acids. NCBI's taxonomy places the organism in Eukaryota, Metazoa, Xenacoelomorpha, Acoela, Convolutidae. The record is from RefSeq and is a predicted model, not a curated record.
CUUCAAAAAUGACAAAUCGGACUAUAGAUGAUCAAUAGCAAUUUAGCGCCGCUGUUUCAACAGAAUCGGACUAGACUGGUUAAUUAACUAAUUAGAGAUGACAGCUUCCACUUCUGAUGCACAGACACCACAGCCUAGUGCGUCCACAUCAGGAGUGCAGCAGCAGUCGAUUAGGAACCCAUUCAUUCCUUCCGACCGACUCUUUCUAGACUUCUGCGGCACUGGUGAAUCGGCAGACAUAUGUUCUCCUCUGCUAGCUCAACUGACCAUCAAAGAAAUGCCUUCUUGCGUGUUUCCGUCAUCGCCUUGUGCAGAUAUUCCCGAGUUCGGAAGCUAUCCUCAACAUCAAGCGCAGAUUGGGAUGGACUACCAAAAUAAUCAUGGCAAGCAAGCGAAGAAAAAGUUCCGAGUGGGUAGGCUAGAAGGACUCAAAGCAGCUCACAUUUGGUGUCAAGACUACAAAGGACGUCUUCUACGCAAAGCUGUACAGAACGAAGACAUAGCAGGUAUUCAGGACCUGAUAAACGAAGGUGUGCAUGUAGACAACUGUGAUGAAAAGCAGAGAACGGCCUUACAUUUAGCUUGUGUGAAAGGCAACAAUACAAUAGUGUCAUUUCUCCUCAGCCAUGGUGCUAACCCCAACUGCAAAGAUGUUAACCUCAAUACACCUCUAAUGCUAGCUUGCCUAUCCAGAAAUAUUCCUACAAUCACACUGCUGCUGAAGAAAGGAGCGAACCCUAAUUUAUGUGACUCGAAGGGCAACAACGCUCUAAAUAUAGCCCAAAACAGACUUACCCAUUUGCAGCAAUGCCAAGUUGCUUGUGAGUAUUUGCGUGACGAAUUGAUGCACAUUAUUACAAUGAUUCGAGAGUUCAUCCAUCGAAGUGAACAAAUUCAAAAUUCCAGUAAUUCUCAAGUAUCGAGAGUGCAUGAUCUAAGUGCAGCUCCUUCACGUGGAAAUAAUGAACCAAGGUCAACUAAUUCCUCCUCCUUAGAAGAGUUGCAUAUUGAAACUCUAAUUAGCAAACUGUCUUUUUCGUCGGACAGUAAAUCUUCAGAUGAAAGCCAGAAUAUAACGAGGCAAGUUGCAGAUGAAUUUCAGGAGCUGUUGGUGAAAUUCAGUUCACAUGUUAAGGUGUCCUAAUUUGUAAAUUUCUGUUUUCUAGUUAAUUUAAUUAGUAAGGGGUGGGAAUUAAGUGUUUUCGAGUUUGUACAAGGGAUAAUUAAAACAAUUCCAAUAAGUUUGCAAAUUGCAAUUAGU